Lampris incognitus (smalleye Pacific opah) is the source of this 2983-nucleotide messenger RNA. RefSeq names its product SLIT and NTRK-like family, member 3a (gene slitrk3a). Gene Ontology annotation, molecular function: protein binding. Lineage: Eukaryota; Metazoa; Chordata; Actinopteri; Lampriformes; Lampridae. The transcript has a single exon. The record is from RefSeq and is a predicted model, not a curated record. Bases 1 to 2718 code for a protein of 905 amino acids. Gene Ontology annotation, cellular component: GABA-ergic synapse; postsynaptic density membrane. Gene Ontology annotation, biological process: positive regulation of synapse assembly; axonogenesis; regulation of presynapse assembly.
AUGCUGUGGGUUACCUUGCUGAGCACCAUAGCCUUAGGAUGGACCACCCCGAUCCCACUACUAGAGGACUCCGAGGAGAUCGAUGAGCCCUGCUUCGAGCCCUGCUACUGCGAGGUCAAGGAGGGCAUCUUCCACGUCCACUGCGACAGCAAAGGAUUUACAAAUGUCAGCCAGAUCUCCCAGAUAUGGAGCCGACCAUUCAAGCUCAACCUACAGAGGAACUCUAUGCGGAAGCUUUACUUUAACAGCUUCCUCCAUCUUAAUAAUGCCAUAUCCAUUAACCUGGGUAAUAAUGCCUUGCAAGAUAUCCAUGCUGGAGCAUUCAAUGGGCUGGGGAUCCUCAAACGUCUGUUCUUACAUGAGAACAAACUGGAGGUUUUCCGGAAUGACACUUUUCUGGGGUUGGAGAACUUGGAGUAUCUCCAAGCGGACUACAAUGUUAUUAAAAGGAUAGAGAGCGGUGCGUUCAGGCACCUUCACAAGUUGAGAGUGCUUAUACUGAAUGACAAUCUGAUCCCCGUGCUCCCCAGCUACCUGUUCAGGUCUGUGUCACUCACACAUCUGGACUUGAGAGGAAACCGGCUCAAGGCGUUGCCAUACAAAGGUACGUUGGAGUAUGUUGGGCGGAGCUUGAUGGAGAUCCAGCUGGAGGAGAACCCGUGGAACUGCGCGUGUGAGAUCGUUCAGCUCAAAACGUGGCUCGAGAGGAUCCCUUACACGGCAUUAGUGGGCGAGAUCACUUGCGAGUACCCCUUCCACUUCCACGGGAAAGACUUGCGGGAAAUCAAGCGCAGUGAACUCUGUCCUCUGCUCUCCGAUGCGGAAAUUGAAGCCAAGCUGGGAAUACCCCGAGUCCCAUUCAAUAACGAAAACACGUGGCCCACCAAGCCUUCCUCCAUGCUCUCCUCCUUCCACAACACAGCCUCGUCUGUGGAGUACAAGGAGAGGCACGUCAAGCCCACCAAGCGGCCGCGGCCCACAAAGAAUACCCCGACACCUCGUAGCAUCUACCCCGGCAUCAACCAGCCUCCCAUAGCGGGCUACCAGACCAGGCCUCCCAUCCCGAUCAUUUGCCCUGCCGGAUGUCUCUGCAACCUUCACAUUAAUGACCUAGGGCUGACAGUCAACUGUAAAGAGAAGGGCUUUCACAACAUCUCCGAGCUCCUGCCGCGGCCGCUCAAUGCCAAGAAACUGUAUCUCAGCGGGAACCUGAUACAGAAAAUCUACCGUUCCGAUUUCUGGAACUUUUCAAGUUUGGAUUUACUCCACUUGGGAAAUAAUCGGAUUUCCUAUGUUCAAGAGGGCGCCUUUAUCAAUUUGCCCAACUUGAAAAGCUUAUACCUGAACGGGAACGACAUCGAGAGGCUCACCCCCGGCAUGUUCCGGGGGCUUCAGAUGUUGAGUUACCUUUACUUUGAGUAUAAUGUCAUACGUGAGAUACAGCCCGCCUCCUUCUCCCUCAUGCCAAGCCUCCAACUGGUUUUCCUCAAUGACAACCUCCUGCGCUCCCUCCCCGCUGAUGCAUUUGCCGGCACCAACCUGGCUCGCCUCAACCUUCGCAACAACUACUUCCUUUCUUUGCCCGUCCGUGGCGUUUUGGAGCACUUGGACUCGAUUGUCCAGAUAGACCUCCAUCAAAACCCCUGGGAUUGCUCCUGUGACAUCAUCCCCCUGAAGCAGUGGCUGGAGAAGCUCUCAUCCGUCAUUGUGGUCGGCGACGUCAUCUGCAAGACGCCUGACUUUGCUUUCGGGAAGGACCUGCGCUCGUUGGAAGUCGAGGUCAUUUGCCCUGAACUCAAGAUAUCCUCGGGCCCCUCCCCGGCCCUGCCUGAUGGCGAAGACGUCACGACGGGAAGCAACUCCGACUUGAGGGAGGCUGGAGGGAGGGGGCCUGUGCCUCUCUCUGUCCUCAUCCUUAGCCUCCUCAUUCUCUUCAUCUCUGCUGUGUUCGUGGCAGCGGGGCUCUUCGCCUUCGUUCUGCGGCGGAGGAAGAAGCUGCCCUUCCGGAAGCGCUCCGAGGUGGAUCUGACGGGCCUCCAGAUGCAGUGCCGGAUAUUUGAGGACCCACCGAGGCAGAGCAGUGCUGGUAACAGUGGCACACCGGAGAAACCAGCGCCCAGUGUGCACACACACACUCAUCCCAGUCACACGCAUGCCCAUGGUCACGUGUACGAUUACAUCCCUCACCCCGUAACGCAGAUGUGCAACAACCCCAUCUAUAAGCCCAGAGAGGGGGAGAUAACAGAGGACGAGGGGGGGCAGUUUUCAGAGAAGAAGGACAAUUGCAGCGGCAACAGCAGCAGCUACAGAACCCUGUUAGAGAAAGAAAGGGAGUGGACCCUGGCGGUGUCCAACUCCCAACUCAACACCAUUGUCACGGUCAACCACACCACGGCUGAUCUCGCGGGAUUUCACGAGAACGGGGGGCUCUGCCCCACGGUAAUUGACAGCCAGAGGCCCACACCCACCGUGGGCUUCGUAGACUGUCUAUAUGGGACCGUGCCAAAACUAAAGGACAUGCACGUGGCGCACGCACAUCCGCCGGGCAUGCAAUACCCAGACCUGCAGCAGGAUGCGCGGCUGAAGGAGACGCUGCUUUUCACAGCAGGGAAAGGCUGUUACACUGACCCGUCCCAGAGUGAUUACCUCGAGUUAAGGGCCAAACUCCAAACCAAGCCGGAUUACCUCGAAGUCCUGGAAAAAUCAUAUAGAUUUUAACAUCUUUAUCUCACAGAGAAUAACACACAAAACAACCACACACUCACCUUUUUACCAAACUCAGAAAACAGAAGUCACAAGAACCAAACCAUAUGAGAAACAAAAAACUCGAAAAAGCAGCAUGAUUAAAAAAAAAAGAAAAAAAGAAAAAAAAGAAAGAAAUAUUAUAUUACAAUUUACAAAAACGUUUCCCCCAAAAAUUGCUUUGGAGGAGAGGCCAUUCUCAGAUAUUUCAAUGAAGUGCCUUUUUUCAGAGUAGCCAGCA